AUGAGGGCCUCACGUGUGGUGGAGUCCAGCGAUGUCCAAAAAGUGAAGCAUCAAGAUGGCACCAAGACCAUCAAUGGCUUCCGCGUUUUCAGGGAACGCCUGGGUGAAGGUUCAUUCGCCAAAGUCAAGCGAUGUGAAGAGGAAGACACCGGGCGCAUGUUCGCCAUGAAGGUCUUUCGGAAGCUUCCGCUGCGGAAGCAGCGCGAGUUUCUGCGUGCGGAUGGGGGCGAGGGCAUGAAGGUGCGCACCAGCCUUGACAAGGUCUACACUGAGCUGAACUUGAUGAAGGAGAUUUGCCAUCCAAACUGUGUUCGCCUCUAUGCCGUCUUCGAUGAGGAGCACCAAAAUGGCAAGAUCUAUGCUGUCAUGGAGCACGUGGAGGGGGGCCAAGUCAUGGAGUGGUUCGAUGAGGAGUGCCGCUUCCGCGCCACGGACCAUGGGCGCGGCCUGAUUCCGGAGCCCACCAUGCGGGCCUACUUGUCCGAUCUGCUGGUAGCCUUGAGCUACUUGCACAGCUGCCGGAUCGCGCACAGGGAUGUGAAGCCUCAAAAUUUGCUGAUGGGGAGUCCCUUGAAGUUGGGCGAUUUUGGCGUGGCCACACGGAUGGACGAAGAAUACCUGGUGCAUGGCACUGAAGGCACUUACCACUUCUUCUCUCCAGAAAUGUGCGCUCGCGGUUACUGCGGCCACGAUGGACGGCGGGCUGACAUCUGGGCCACAGGCGUGUGUGUCUGGGCCUUCUUGCUUGGCACGCUUCCCUAUUGGCACAAGGACCUGGCUGCGCUGAUGGACUGCAUCGCCUUCGAAACCCUGCAGCUGCCGGAACCAGGCAGUUCUGUGUCGCAAAGCUCAUGCGAUCUACUUGGCAAACUUCUCUGCAAGGAUCCCGAACAGCGGCCCUUGGCGGAGGAACUACUUCUGCAUGAUCCCCUGGAAAGCAAAGGCGGCCAGCUGAAACCGGGAGCCGGGUAG
Messenger RNA from Cladocopium goreaui, 972 nucleotides. Lineage: Eukaryota; Dinophyceae; Suessiales; Symbiodiniaceae. The record is from the annotation of a GenBank genome assembly.